This is a messenger RNA of Colletotrichum phormii, 465 nucleotides long. RefSeq lists its product as uncharacterized. NCBI's taxonomy places the organism in Eukaryota, Fungi, Ascomycota, Sordariomycetes, Glomerellales, Glomerellaceae. Bases 62 to 295 code for a protein of 77 amino acids. The record is from RefSeq and is a predicted model, not a curated record. The transcript has 2 exons.
UCACACCUUUCCCGUCAACAAGCAACCUGACUCACUAAGGACUGGAAAUUUUAAGGGGCUAAUGCGACGACACCUUCAACCACCAUGGGCUACAUCAUCACCCUCAGCUCUCCUGCUUCACAUGCAGAUGUCCCUGCUAGUACAGGCCACUCUAGACGGCGGGAAAAUUAUCUCUGCAUCUCCAAUCUGCCAGCCAUGCCGCAUCUCUCACCUCAUCCGCCAAAUCACCCCGGCAAAUUCUCCUAGUUCGAGAUCACCCCGUCCGGCUUACCCCAGGACCCAGGGCCAUCAAUAGCGUCUCCCCGCAUCUCCCCGCAUUCUUCUCCAAUGAUUUACCCCAGGUCAUAAAAGCUGCUAAGUCCGACACUAGAGAUUAGAGGCGACGAGGUUCUCUUGCGGUUUUUGUCAAAUUCCUCCAAUCAAGCGUGUCAGGGCCCCGGCCGGCAACACUUUUCCAAGCGGUAU